Molecule: messenger RNA, 275 nt
Organism: Funneliformis mosseae
Lineage: Eukaryota; Fungi; Glomeromycota; Glomeromycetes; Glomerales; Glomeraceae
Source: the annotation of a GenBank genome assembly
CACGAACGAUACCAACAUCGGAAAUGACAACAUCAAUUAUCCAAUGGCCAGAGAAUACCACUCGAUCAUUAAUUUGUAACGUCGACAUCAUCACCGAUUGUGAAAGUUCCAGGAGUCAUUCUGCUUUAUGGACGAGUAUUUCAGAUGACGCUUAUUAUGAGGAAGGAUAUAUGGACCGACUCGGACGAGAUUUGCAUGUAGAUCGACGUCGAACGAAUACCGCCAAAAGAAUACCUCCUCGAUCACGUUCCCGUUCUCAUUUCACGAUCUCGUAG